CGUCACGUCAGAAACCCGGCUUUUCCUUCAUUCUGAUUGGCUAUUCGUCGACAGGGCCUAGAACACGCGUAGGUGAGGCCGAAUGCGUAAGGGAAGUCGACUCUCAGAUUCUGUACGGCGUUCGGAAACUCUACCUCGUGGAAAUGGCGAACAGAAUCUCCUUGGCGUUGGCGCUGCUGGUGAUCGCGCUGGCAGUCGUGGCCUCCGGCAGGAUACUCGACGGGGUGGACGACCUUAAUGGCUUAGAGGGCGACGACCUGCUGCUGACGGACACGGUGUUCACGGACGGCGACGCCGACGGGAGCGACAUGAUCUCGAUCUCGGAGGCCCCAGAACCCGACAUGGGUUUGAGUGCUUCGUUUGGGAAUAUUGUGUACAGCGUGAUCGGCUUCGUGCUGGGAGGCUCUCUGAUGUUCGUCUCGCUGUUCGACAUCACCAGGAAACCGGUGAUCAUGUUCUUCGAUCAAGUUUUCGGCGCAAAGACCAGCCGUCGACGUCGGAGGGAAGCUGGCGACGGUCUGGAGUCGAGGGUCGCCGUUGCCUUCGACACCCUGGCGGCGGCGCUCGACAAGAUGGAGACCAUUGCAAAUAUCGCCAACAGCAUGUAGGGGAUGGGGGGGGGGGAGGGGGAGGGAGGGAUCAUUUUACACAUCCGGAAACCGAAUCCAGCGCGUAUCCAAUAAAAGAACAACUAUCUUUUGAGUUUUUUAUUAUGCCAUCUUUUAGAGUCGUUUGAGGAAGACCUUUUAAGUA
Penaeus chinensis is the source of this 753-nucleotide messenger RNA. RefSeq lists its product as uncharacterized. The transcript has 3 exons. The coding region runs from base 144 to 608 and encodes 154 amino acids. NCBI's taxonomy places the organism in Eukaryota, Metazoa, Arthropoda, Malacostraca, Decapoda, Penaeidae. The record is from RefSeq and is a predicted model, not a curated record.